Molecule: messenger RNA, 4150 nt
Organism: Sander lucioperca (pikeperch)
Lineage: Eukaryota; Metazoa; Chordata; Actinopteri; Perciformes; Percidae
Product: proline-rich protein 5-like
Biological process (GO): TORC2 signaling
Cellular component (GO): TORC2 complex
Source: RefSeq, a predicted model, not a curated record
UUUACGUUUCUCACUUCCUCCAUCUACCUCUCUGACGCUCGCGGAGAGUCCUGAAAGUCGCGCUGACAGCUCGCAGCUCACGAGGGUCCAGGUCCGCAUAUCGGGUCUUUUCAGCAGAACGUGCGCAGCCCUCGCGCGCUGUUAUCUGCGCUAAAGAGCUGCGACUGUGGACUGUUUACAACCGUGUAGACCUCCAGCCUUCACAUGAAUACAGGAGUUAUUUUUGGCUGUUGUUGCGGGAUUUAAACAUAGAGAACACUUGCUAUUAAAGGGGGCGAGGAAGACUUCUGAAAAAAUGCUGAUUCGUCGUUAGUGGUUGUAGGGCGGUUCGAGGUCACAGCUGUCCGCCAAGGCUAACAUGGAACGAGAGGGCUCGUUGAGGAGAAGUCUCCACAGCAAGCUGAGGUUGGCCAGCAACUCAUCCUCCAGUCUGACCGACCUCUCGCAGGCAAAAUCCCAAGGAGGAGGAGGAGGAGGGGAUAAGGGAGGAACAACUGGAGGACUGGCUGAGGAGUGCAGCAGGGACAGAGGGACCCAGCAGAGGAGGGCCGGGACCAACGCCACCUGGAACAGCAUCCACAACGCAGUGAUAUCAGUUUUCCAGAGGAAGGAUCUGGGGGAAAAUGAACUCUACGCUUUGAAUGAAGGUGUCAGGCAGCUGCUUAAGACGGAGCUGGGCUCCUUCUUCACUGAGUACCUUCAGAACCAGCUGCUCACUAAAGGCAUGGUGAUACUGAGAGACAAGAUCCGCUUCUAUGAAGGUCAGAAGUUGCUGGACUCCCUGGCUGACACAUGGGACUUCUUCUUCUGUGAUGUUCUGUCCAUGCUGCAGGCCAUCUUCUAUCCUGUACAGGGUAAGGAGCCAUCAGUGCGUCAGUUGGCUCUCCUCCACUUCAGGAACAUCAUCACCCUCAACCUGAAACUGGACGAGGCUCUGUCUCGACCCCGAGCCAGAGUUCCCCCUUCUAUCAUACAGAUGCUGCUAAUUCUACAGGGAGUCCAUGAAUCUAAAGGUGUAACUGAUGACUACCUUCGUCUGGAGUCUCUCAUCCAGAAGGUGGUCUCUCCCUACCUCGGAACUCAUGGGUUAUAUUCCAGAGAUGGAUCUUCCAAUUCGCACUGCUCUUCCUGCCUAUUAGAAAAGCGUUUGCAGCGCUCCUGGUCCUCCAAACCAAGCAGCUCGCCCAACCCCAAGAACCCAGUGGUACGCUCUAAGAGCUACAACGUUCCCAUGCUGACCCCUGUGGUGGAGUAUGAUGUUGACAACUCCACAGGAGGUGGCACAGGUAUCAGACGACACUCCGUCUCUGAGGUGACUUCCUGCUUGGAGGAGAGCAGCUCUUUGGAUGAAUCCACGACCACUGUCACCAGCAACACCAGCACAUCCAGCCUCGCCAACCACUCUCCAGCUUCCACAGUCUCUGCUGCACUUUCAGACACUGUGAACUCCAUCCAGGACCCCGGGCCCGGAGUCGCUGACAGCCCUCCAGGUCCCCACCCUCUCCAGCCACAGAAUCACUCCUCCUGCAUCCUCCCAGAGCCUUCCCUAGGCCACAACACACACUGUACAGGCUCGCUAGUGUCUGACUCCCCCGCAUCCUCUACAGUGCUGGCUCAAGACACAAGCUCCAGUCCCAGUCUUUCAUCCAGUCCGGAGAUCAUGAUGGACAGCGUCCCGGAGUUUUUGGACUCAGAGCCGGAGCACGACGGCAUCUUCCUGGACUUCUCACGACGCUGUUCUGGAGGGUCAACCCACAGCAGAGACAACAGCAGGCAUAGUGUGGUGUGACACACACGCAUACACACAUCUAACCACAUGGACGCGGGGACGUGUGCAAACAAUGCUGAGCCAUGACGAUAUUCCUUACACCCUGUGACAACUCCUGCUGUUUGAGACUCUAGAUCAUCAUGGAUCCUUUCAAACUAAAUUAUUUUUUAGUAGCUGUGGCUACAUCCCUAGAAACAAGUCGAACCUCAUGCUGUCUGUUAAAAAUAUCAAUUUGGCCUUUUCUUAAAGUAUAUGCCCACACCUGAAAACAUCAGCACUGGCCUCUCUGGGACGCUUUAAUCACAUAAAUCGCUCCUCUACUCUCUCAGAGGAGAUUGUCCCAUUUUCUCUUAUGAAUGAAAACUUGGAAAAAUACAUAGAGCCAGUAAUGACAACAUAUCCCAGGGGCAGGUGCGCAUGCUGAAAAAUGAAAUUGUUUUACCAAUGGUUAAUUUCUCUUCAAGAGUAGGGCUAUUGAAUAGCUUUGCUGGUCAAAUUAAAAUAUUUCAAAUAUAAAAGAAACUCCAGUUUGACCAAUGAUGAUUCUAUAUUGUUGGUUGAACUUCACCUUAUUUUAUUAAUUGAUGAUUAAAAUGUUAAUUACAAUUUUGCACUCUGUCUUGCAUUAACUCUAAGAUUAAUUGAUUGAUUCAUCCUUCUGAAAGUUUGUUUUGAUAAUGAAACACUGUAAAUGACGAUGAAUUAGUCUUUGCAGCUUGCCAAGAGGAUAACAGCCUUCUUCCAAACAUUGUUUUGGCUGUAUUCAACUGUUUUCAAACCUUGGACCUUUUCCUGCCACUUCCUGUUAAAUCCAAAUUGUCACCGAAAGUCCCCUCUGCGUCAGCUCAGACAGAAGGUGUAUGAGUCACUGAUUCAGUCUGUGUCUUCAAGUAAAUAUUAGGGGACUUUUUCAUAUGAAAAUGUUUUUAAUCAAAAUCUAACUGAACUGAUUGUGUUGACAAAUUCCUCUAUGAGGGACAAGGAGACAGUUUUAAUUUGGUUAUUUAAAGUUAUUCAGAUGUUAAUCAAAGACGAUAUUUUCAUACAGGGCCCUUCCCACUGCUAAUGUUUAACCAGAGACUAACAUCUUAUCUCAGCUCUUCUCACGCUGUAUUGGUGUCCACUUAAAGUAGCAGAAAGCCAUGUGUCAUGCAACUGCAGUAUGUUCUUGCUCCCAAGUCUGUCUAAACAGGAACAAACUAGCUUUGAUUUGAGUUUUCCUUGUUUACACAUCUGGAAGAAAAUUCCACCCAGGCCACAAUCUUUUUUUUUUAUAUAAAUGAAUGCAGCCUUUAAAGAAGAUGUGUGCCAAUGUAAUGUUUCUGAUCAGUGAGAUCAAUGUGGCUUAGCAAAUACUCAAAUGUGCCGUUUCAUUCUAAAAAAAAAAAUCUUCAAAUCACUGCUUACUAAUGACAUCAUCAUCAUCAUUUUAGAUACUAGGAACUAUUAAACAUUUUGGAUGAAAACCAUAAGUGUAUUUCUCUGCAUAAGCACAUUGUUUGUUAUAAAAUCCCCAAACUUUGAUUUAAACCAGUAAUAUCAGUCAAUAUUUUGGUUUAGGUUCAUAUUUUUAAAUGCAAAAUGAGAAAACCUUGCAGACACUGCCAUCUUGUGUUGUGCUUUUCCCAUUUUAAAGUGUGUUAUUAUCUUUUCCUUGCAUCCAAAUAGAUGCUGCAGUAACACCGUGUGGCAGAAAGGUGGGAAAUAGCAGAAUGACGCUUUGGUAGGGCCGGAAGGAGAGGAGCGCAAUUACAGACACCUGUGCGCCGACUGGGGGAGGGCCAAACUAACGAUGGCAGUAUGGAGGCGAAAAGAGAAGAGCAGCGAGCGUGCUAAAGAAAAAAUAUAUUUAAAACACUUUUACCAGUUUCUAUCUAUCCGCAUGCACAGUAGUAAACUACAUAUAAAAAGUUUUGACGCAGUUGUUUCAAGAAGCUGCAGGAGUUCCUGGACUUCCCUGGGAAACAACGUGCUGCUACGGACGCCGAUCACCGGAGCAGCUCACAGGACCGUCCAAGUCCAGCUGUGUCAACAGAAAGCUGCAUUAAACUGUCUCCAGUCCUGCUUCAUACUGAAGACACAUGGCCCAUGAAACGCUACAGAGAGGAUCAGUCAAAGACAUCUCCUUCCUGUGAAGUUAUAAGGCGAGACUCCCCGUGAUGCAAAGUGAAGAAAGAUUCUGUCUUCAGUCCUUUCUGUUCCAGAGCCUCUCUGAGACGAACGGGUGGCUCCAGGUAAUACUGGAUGAAGGAGGAAACAGGAACAGAGAAAGCAAGGGCAAAGGUUCCCCAGUGAAUGGCCACAGACUGUUUGGCCUGGAGGUCUUGGUGAAUCUGAACAGCCUCUUCUGGAUCUACAUGCUGCCCCUGCAUCAUAUUCCUG